Setaria italica (foxtail millet) is the source of this 3644-nucleotide messenger RNA. Its product is annotated as putative E3 ubiquitin-protein ligase LIN. Lineage: Eukaryota; Viridiplantae; Streptophyta; Magnoliopsida; Poales; Poaceae. The transcript is spliced from 7 exons. Gene Ontology annotation, biological process: protein ubiquitination. The coding region runs from base 305 to 3184 and encodes 959 amino acids. Gene Ontology annotation, molecular function: ubiquitin-protein transferase activity. The record is from RefSeq and is a predicted model, not a curated record.
CUGACGCACAGACACUUUGACGCAGCAACCAUUGAUACGGUCAGAAAAACUUAACAGAAAAAUCUAAAACUGCCGGCGCCGGAGAGCCGGAGCGAGGCGCUGCCCGCCAAAAGCCCCAUUUGGCACACCCUGUCCCGCGAGACCGUUUCCCCGCUGUCCCCCUCCGCGCAUUUCACCACGUCGCCCCUGUCACGUACCAUGCCAACAACGAACGAUGCUUCCGCUCCACUGCCACCGCAUGGCGUAGCCGAGCCACCACCACCACCUCGUCGCUUCGAUCGCGUCCUCCUUUUCCUUCCCACCAAUGGCGCCGCCGCCGUCGUCGUCCUUGCUCCGCGACCUGCUCGUAGCUGACGGCUUCAAGAACCGUCGCAGGUCGUCUGACGGCUCGGCACCGGCGUCCUCGAGAGCCGCGAGCAUGCCGCUCAACAACCGGCGCCCGGGCAAGCCCGCGCGGUCCCAGUCCGACGUGAUCGCCCGCAGCCGCCUGAGGGAGAUGAACGGUGGCGACAGGGACGCUGCCGGUGACGAGCGGCGGGCCGCGACCGCCACGCGGAGGUUGUCGGCGUCGCAGACGAGCGCGAGGAGCUACAGCAACAAGGGCGACAGCGACAGCGGUGGCGCUGGCGGCAGGAGGGGCACCGCGGCGUCUGCCUCUGCGGCCGCGGUGCCAGCGCUCGACGAGUCCGCGCUCACCGCGCUCAUCUCCCUGGCCGCGGGACCCAUGAAGCGGUUCGCCAAGGACGAGGCGUUCCGCGCCACGCUGCGCGCCGGCUGCGCGUCGUGCCUCGGCGAGUCCAACCACCGCGCCGUGCUCGACCUCCGCGUACACGCGCAGACCGUCGAGCGGGCCGCCAGGGAGGGCGGCCGCGACCCGCGCGACCUGAAGCGCGCGUCCCUCAAGCUCCACGAGGCGGCGUCGCUCGAAUCCGGGGACGCCGACGCGGUGGCCGCGGCGGCGGGCGUCCCGUACCCGCGCCUCGCGGCGUGCGCGCACCUCUACAUGUCUGCCGUCUCCACGCUCCAGAGGCGGGACCACUCCGCCGCCGUGCACUCCCUGGAGGCUUUCUGCCUGGCGCCGCGCGAGGCGCGCACGCUCCUGCUCCCCGCGCUCUGGGACAGGCUCUUCCGCCCGGGCCUCUCGCACCUGCGGGCGUGGCGCGACCGCGAGUCCGCCGCGGCGAGCUCGGACGAGAGGGCGAAGGAGGUGGAGAAGACGUUCGCGGACGCGGUGGACGAAGGCACGCGCGCGCUCGCGUGCUACUACAGGGACUGGCUGCUGGGGCGCACGGACGCCAUGGCUCUCCCGGGUGUUCCUGCUCCUCCCAGCACCGUUCAUGCCGGCGCGCCGAGGUACUCGGCGUCGACGUCGUACGACAUCAGCUCGGACGUCGUGUUCAGCUCCGGGGGUUCGAGUCCGGCCAAGUUUGCGUACGACGGCACAAUGCAGCGAUCUGAGGAAAUCGAGGAGGAAGACGAGGUACACGCCAUAGCGGCAGAUGCAGAGAGCGUUUUCUAUGAGUGCGAGGCUGUUGAAGCAAGGAGCCACACUCCCGCGCUGCAGGUAGAAGGAAAUGUCCUUACGACUAACAACUCAGCCAAAGAAACCUUUGAACCACAGGUUGAAGAUGAACCGAUCAAGGAAUCGGAUGCGUCAACAAGUUAUCGUCCGAUUUCUGACAUGUCAGCCAUCGACCUUCUAACGCUCGAGUUCUGUGAAGGGCCACUCCAGAGUGACGCAGAUGGCAACCAUUUCUCCAUUUUCGCCACCGUUCCCAGCGACUUCCUUUGUCCGCUGACGCGGCAGAUCUUCAACAAUCCCGUGACAAUCGAGACAGGCCAAACGUUCGAGCGGCAUGCUAUAGUGCAGUGGCUAGACAGAGGCUUCAGGACGUGCCCUUUCACAGGCCAAGAACUCUUGAGCUUGUCGAUUCCAGACACGAACCGUGUGCUCAAACGCUUGAUAGAUGGCUGGAAGUCCGAACGCUGCAAGAAUCUCGUCUCUGGAAGCACCGGGCUUGAAGAGAAGCUGAGUGUAACAGUUAUAGACAAGGUCUUCAGUUCAGCCGGCGACAUGUCUGAAAAGCUUGACAAGGCAAGGCACCUGAUGGCGAUCGGUGGUAUCGACUUUCUCCUGCACGAGUUUCAGGAAGGAGGAGGAGAUGAGCAGCAAAGGGUAGCCGAGCACCUGCUGUUUUGCAUCAGGGCUGAAGGCAGCUGCAGGAACUACGUGGCUAUCAAGAUCGAUGGCUCAAGUGUUCUCCGGCUUCUCCAUAGUGAAGUGCGUUCAGCGAGGAGAAUUGCAGCUGGUCUGCUCACUGAGCUGACCUGCUUAAGAAGAAGGGAAAUGUUUGAACUGCUCCUGCGUGGAUUGGGAACAGAGUCGGUCGUCAUGCGGACAAUGGAUGUGCUACUGGAGCAUCUCCGGAGCUUGCCGGUCCAAGAUCAAGCCUCAGUUGCUGUUCUCCUGUUGCACUUCGAUGCAUUGGUAGAGCCAAACGAAGACAGCAUCUACAGAGAAGAGGCUGCCAAGAUCAUCACACAUUCUCUGAGACGCUGCAUGUCCGAGGAUAAUGUCGUGCCGGGCACUCGGAAAGCUCUGCUGCUGUUGGCAGGGUAUUUCUCCUUCUCAGGCGACCUUCUCGUUGAGGACUGGAUGCUCAAACAAGCCGGCUUCGUCGACGGCUCUCGUGCCAGCCCUACCAGUUCAGAUGUUGUCGCACAGGACAAGGAAGCAGCCGGGAACGAGGCCUGGCUGAGGCACGCGGCCGCGGCGCUCCUCGGCAGGGGCGGGGUAAGGAGGCCGUUCCUGGAGGCGCUGUCCAGGUGCCUGGGCUCCCCCGACGCCGACCUGGUGGCCGCUUGCCUGGCGACGGCGGCGUGGCUGAGCCGCUCCCUCGCGGCGUCGCUCGACGACGACGCCACGAACACGGGCACGGACACGGACGCGUCCCUCGCCGCGUUCUCGGCGCUCGUUCCGCGGCUGAAGCAGUGCCUGGCCCCCUCCCGGCCGGCGCGGCACAGGGUCCUCGCCGCCGUGUCGCUGCACAACUUUAGCAUGAUCCCAGACUGCAGGGAGCUGCUGGUGCUGCUGGCUGACGGCCUGCGUGAUCACCUCGCCGAGCUCGCGGGGUUGACUUCGACGGCCGGUCAGCUAUCCGCCGAACUCCACGAAGGGCUUUGACUUCCUCGCGCGCGCCCGCCGGGUGUCGUAGGGGAGCCGCCGGCGACGGGGCCUCUCGUCAUCGUCGCAGGGAAGUGUCUGAAACCGGCUGCUUUUGUUGACCCGUUCGUCAGAUACAAGUAUACAACCCGGUCUUAGAAGUGAACUGCCAACGGUUCCUCCGAGAGCGACCAAGGCUGUGUAACAGUACAGCCUAUCUUCUUUCUAUCCCUUUUUCUGCAGGACUAUAUGUGAUCGAAGAGGCGCCGGCUGUGAAUAUCACACGAUGCUUGGACAGAGACCGGGGCAUUUUCUUGCUUUGCAACCAUGAAUUUUCCAGCGUCGGAAUGAUCAGCGCUCCACUUGCAGAUUUCGGGUGGUGGAUUAGGACGUUUCGCAACUUGGUAGGAGCUAUGGCUUGGAACAAAUCGGUUGCAGCACUUGACCUGGGAUGGGAUAGGCUACAUGGUUUAAUUUUAGA